Messenger RNA from Chenopodium quinoa (quinoa), 7881 nucleotides. RefSeq lists its product as uncharacterized. NCBI's taxonomy places the organism in Eukaryota, Viridiplantae, Streptophyta, Magnoliopsida, Caryophyllales, Amaranthaceae. The coding region runs from base 972 to 7421 and encodes 2149 amino acids. The transcript is spliced from 9 exons. Gene Ontology annotation, molecular function: metal ion binding. Gene Ontology annotation, cellular component: nucleus. The record is from RefSeq and is a predicted model, not a curated record.
GAUGUACCAUUAUUUGCCUACCUAAGUCAAAUACGUAUAACUUAUUUUACCUUUUUUAUAAUGUCGUGUUUUAAAAAGGCAUAACCCAUAACCUAACACAAACAAUAACAUAUCAAUGUAUCAUAACCGUAUCGUACUUUUGUUCCUCCUAACUUAUGUCGUGUUGUGUCAUAAACUAACCCAACCCAAGACAUCUAUAGCCACAAUACUCUCCAAAACACGACAAGUGUAAUAGUGUAUCAAAGCCCCCUAAUCCCACGGCUUAAUAUCAAGUAUCAACCCUUAAAUUACGGCCGUAAAAAAAAAAUUAAAAAUAUCAACCCUUAUUCCCUUCAUCAUCCUGUUAUCCCUGAAUCCACUGUAAUGUUGACCAAUAAAAAUCAUCAAAGACUCCUCUUAUAGUCCUAGUCAAAAUUCAAUCCGAGGAAUUUAAAAAUUCGCUCUCGGUUACCGGACUGAAGCCGUAAAACCUAGCUCAAAAUACCAAAGCCCCAAAAGGGCCCUUGCGAGCCUUAGCCAUUUAGGAAAGGACUCGUUCCGGGGAGAUACUUCGGAUGAAGAAGGGGAGACCUUACUUUCACACGCAUGAAAGCGAACGACGCGACGGGGGUAACCAAAUAUAGCAGCUGCGCCCCUUUCUUUCUUUCAGAACCUCGUGGACGGAAGAAAAAAGGGAAGUUUUAAAACAGGGCUUUGCGGUCUACUUACUAAAAAAAAGAAAUCGGGAAUAAAGCUAGUUUGUCUUUUCAUAUUUCUCCAAAGCUGGCGGGGACCCCAGCUCAAAGUAAGUAAUUUACCGAUAAGGCCAGUGAGGUUCCAACUGUAGUGAAAUGAAGGGUCUUUCUUAAAGUUCACUAUGGUUCCCUAAACAAAAUCAUACCAACCACUCUUCUUGUAAACAACUCCGACUCUUCUACUUCUCAAACAAACCCCCUACUCCAAAUAACCGCUCUCUUUUCCCCUCAACCACCAUGAACCACCACAACAACAACCACCACCACCAUUACCGCCACCACCAACAACCCUGGCAACAACAGCACCACCACCAACACCCUCAACUCAUCGACUCACCUCGCUACCUUCCUCCGCCGCCGCCGCUGCCGCCGCCGUCUUUCCCCGACGACCACCCUCAUCACUUCCCACCUCCGCCGCAACGCCACCUUCCUCCUCCUCCUCCACCCCACAACCACAACCACCAUCAUCAUCAUCCUCUCUCUCCUCGCCUCGUUCAUCAUCCUCCUCCUCCAUCCCCACCACCUUCUCAUCAUUCCCCCAUUGAAACCCCCUUCAAUUUCAUCAACUCCCCUCCUCACCAAUACCACCAUAACCCCCACCAACAGCCUCAUCUUCAUCAUCGUCGUCUUCUGGAAGAUGAACAUCGAGAUGGGUUUCGAUCUCCGACUCGGGUAAUCCCUCCUAAUCAUUAUCAUCAUGUUCAUAAUCAUAAUCAUCAUGGGAUUGAUGAUGUUGAUGUUGAAAAUCAGCUUCGAUUUCGGGUAUCUCAACUCCCGCCGCCGCCGCCGCUUCCGCCGAUGUCGGCGUCUAGGGUUUCGCCGAUGUCGGAUUCCAGAGUUUCGCCGAUGUCGCCUGGUGUGUGUCGUUCUCCUACUCAAUUUGUUCAUAGGGUUAGGCGUGAGAUUGAAAGUCCUCCUAGGUUUAGGGAGGAAUUGGGUUUAGAAUCUCGUGUUAGGGUUCAUCAUUCUGAUGGGGUUGAGUAUCAAUUGAGGCGGGAUCGGGAACGGGACCGGGAACGGGGUGAUGAGCGUAGGGUUUUGGGGGUUUUUGAUAGGUUGGAAGGGGAUUUUGGUCGUGAUCAUCGUGAGUUUGAGCAUCAUGAAAAGUAUUAUCCUGAGAUGAUGCCGGCGAGGAAGGAGAUUGAGUUGAAUUCGGGGAGUAGUGAAUGUCGUCGAGGGUCGUUGAAUGAUGAGGGAUUGGUGAGGGGUGGUAGGGAUGAUGUUGUAUUGGAGGAGAAUGUGAAUAUGAGGCGGGGUAGUGGUGGCGGUGGUGGUUCGAGGGAAGUGUCUCGUUCUCCCAUCAAGUUUCGGAUUGGAGGGGUUGAGGUUGAUGAUAAGGGAAGUAAUAGAGGGAGGAAUGAAGAGGUUCAAGAGUAUAGUAAUCGCGGUACUCCUAAGAAGAAUGUGCAGAAGAAGAGUGCAUUUCUUAGGAUACAACCAGGGAAACCACAGCAGCAACAUAGUAGUAGUUUUAGGAAUAGGUUUGACAAAAAUAAUGGCAGUAAUAAAACUCCUAGUCCACACAAAGGAAAAGAGUCGAAUUCAGAGUCUUUAGAUUGUAGGGUGAGUGAAGAGAGAGUGAGAAACCCUGUCGAGCUUGACGUGUCUUUUAAAUCAAAUGCUUUAGUGGCCAAGCCGAUCAUGGCUGCCCCUUCUUGUUCUGGGGUAGAAUGUAACGUGAAUAACUCAUUGACUGAUUUAGGUGUUAGAAUAGAUGGUGAUAGUCUGCCAAAAGUAGGGAGUCUUACUGAUUAUUCUUCUGUAUCUAAAAGGGAAGAGAAAGAUAUUAAGAAUAGGGUUAGAGUGUCUUCUAUCAUGAAGAGACUUGGCAGUCCAAAUAAUCUAGAGGUACACGGUAGUCGCUCAGAAUUGUCUUCUGGUGGAUCUAUUAGCGUGUCUGGAGGUAUUACUUCUAAGGCAGAUUCGAAAGGUGAGGUUUUGGGUAGGGUUAAUAAGAAAGCUGGAUUAGAUAAUGUAUCUACGCGUACUGCUAGGAAGAAGAGGAAAGCCAAUAGUCCUAUUUCCCGCCUAUCUAGAUCAGUGUCCAUAAAGACAGAUAGUGGGCUUGUAAAUGUUGACUGUUCAGCCAAUCGUCCUUCUGAUGUCUCUAUGCCUUCUGAUGUCUCUGUAAAGAAUUUAGAGACAAAGUCUUCUUGUGGCGGCAAUGUUAUUGAUUCAACUCAGAACAUAUUAGUGGAUAUGGGCAAAUUUGAAGUCAGUAAAUCCUCUGCUGCUUCAGAUCAAAGGGAAGUUCUAGGUCAUCCUGUUACUGAAGCAUCUGAUUCUUCUAAGAGAAUUAGGGAGAUUGGAAUGUCUGAACAUCUUCCUGGUUCACCAGGAUCCCUGAGGAUUGGAUUUUCUGAUGGUCAUGGAAACAUGGAGGGUAUGUUACAAGAUGAGCAGAAAAUCUCUAAUCCUGAUGAGGACGUGACAAAACUUGUGGAGAAAUUUAUUUCAGACGUAUAUAUUGAAAAGGACAGUGUCAAGGAUCAGGAUAUGGCUCCUGUAUUGGUCAUCAAUAAUGGUUCUGAGGAAGGUUCCUCUGAGUUGGUGAUACGUGUUGGAGACAAUGUGGAUAGUAAUGACAAUUGUCGUGGAAACGUGGAUACAUUGGAUUUUGUAGAAAACAUGAGUUCUGUCUCAAUUCCAGCUAAUGUCUCAAAGAAAGAAAAUAUAGUGGAUUUAUCAUGCCCAUUGACUGAUGCUGUUAAGUCUUGUGAAGAUCAGGUAUUUUCUUCACCUGAAAAUGCUACUAUUGGACUAUCAUUAGGGAGUUUGUAUUCUGAUAGAAAUCAUGAGCCAGAAUCAAAAUAUUCUGAGGAUUAUGAAAAGUUGGAAAGUUUCUCAAUUGAUGUCUGUAGUGACAAAAGAACCUCCCUCAGUUACAAUGAUGAUGUUACCGUUAGCUUAGAACAUGUAAAAAACAGUGCUUCUGAUGUCAGGGAUACAAAUGACAUUCAGGAGGAACAUUGUCAAGGUUCAGAGACCAUGUUAGUCAAUGAUGAUACCACAUUAGGAAAAGAAGACAAUUCAAAGACUUGUGUUGAUGCAGGUGGUGUAUUGGCUGUUCCUGUUAACAAGGAUAGCUCUCAACUCAACAGAAAGAGAAAAUCCAAAACUGAGCCAAACUCUUUAGAUUCGAGAAUAUCGGAAUCGUGUCAAUUGGUUGUGAACUUAAGCUUUCCUAUUGAGAAUGCAACCCAUCCUGUGGAGAAACAUAGCUCUGCAGUUUCAGGGUCAGCAUGUGUCGAAUCAGAUAUUGCACAUGGGAAUGAAAUUGCUGGAAGUUGUUUGAAGGGUAUGAAUUCCAUGAAUCACCCUCCUGAUUUAGAUCUAAUUGAGCAUUCUUCUAGUUUUGGUAAGAAAAGGAAAGUAUAUCCAUUGGAAUCCGUUUUCUCUGAUGCACCAGAGUUUGAGAGUUCUGAUUUACCCGUGUCUGGAAAAUUGUUGACACCGGUAGCUGAUGAGCCCUCCACCAAUCAUUCACCACAAUUUUCAGAGAGAUUUGAACUACAAAAGUCUGUAAUUACUGGGAAAGGUGCAGCUGACAGAGCAGCCAGCAAUUUGUGUGCAGAAACAUGUAGCUUAGCUGACAAUUCAAUCUCUGACUUCCUGUGCACAGAUUCAUGUUUAUCUAUCACAGAGAGUACCCCACCAGAUGUAGAGCAGUCUAAUUUGCCUGAAUCCGGGUGUCAUCAGAAGGUAGACAAGAUUUUGAUGACGGCUGGAGCCGAUGAUGGAAAUGGGCUCAAUACGUUGACAACAAUUGAGAGAAAGAGUAAUUUGCAGUGCUUGCCGGGUGAUCAUACCAGGGAUGCAGAGCAAGGAUCUCUGGCAAUGAAUUUGGAUUUUGAUGGUGCUAUUGCUCUAAAUUCUAAUCUGUCCUCUUUGUCUGGUUGUUUGCAGUCACAUGCUGAAUCUACUGAUGGCGGAGUUACUGCAAACUUUGAUAUGUUGGAUACACCAUCCAAUUCGGGCCUAACUGAGGCUUGCUCUCUUCUUCCUUCAUCCUUGAAUACAUCAAUUGCCAGUCCAGUGAUUCAUGUGACCUCAGGUGAGAAGCUGUGUAAGGAUGACAAAAAAUCAAGUAAACCUUUUGCAAAACAGAGCUCGAUUACCUCCCAGGCCAAUCUGCUUCCUGAAAGUCGUAAGAAAAGCUCGAAGCCAGGUAUAUCAGCAACAUCAGGUGUUCAGCCAUUUGCUCAGAAAGGUGUAUUGAUGUCAUCAAAGCAGGAAAAGACUACAAAAUCCAGCUCAAAUUUCAUGAUCAGACAGAGGAAGAAUGUGCUAACCCGUUCUGAAGCAAGUCCUUCCACCAGCCAUCUUUCAGCCGUGAUUAAACCCUCUAAAUCACAGACUUUUCCAGUAAAACCUCGUACAUGGCAUCGAACAAGUAACUUAACAGCUAACAUACCUGCAAAAAAGCCAUCCGGGGGAAUUCCUCCACCACACAGGGCACUGUCUAGUAAAGCUGUGAAGGUUCAGGACACUUCUUACAUACGAAAAGGAAACAGUCUUGUAAGAAAUCCCAUUUCUGGUGCAUCCACUUCAGGUUCUCUUGCUGUUGGUGCAUCCACUUCAGGUUCUCUUGCUGUUGGUGCAUCCACUUCAGGUUCUCUUGCUGUUGGUGCAACCAUCGAUCGGCCAAGGCCAAAUAAGACAGACAAGAUCAGCAAGAUUGUGGGCUCUGUGAUGAUUGAGUCUACUGGGUUACCUGAUGGGCUUGUGAAAGGAGGGCGAAAUGCCCCCAUUGAAAUGCCAAAAACACCUCCAUUACCCUGCAGUAGUAAGACAUCAGAUAAUGAUGCUGUAUACUCUGGACAAUGCGUAUCUUCCUUACAUGUGGAUCACUCUGUAGGAACUGACAGUGAAGAGGCACUUAAAUCUCCUGAUGUUGCAUUGAAUUCCUUAAUGGAUCCUGAAUCUGCUGUGAACAGAAAUUUGGAGGAUCCUGUUAUUUUGAGUGAUGGAGAUUUGGUUGGAUCGAAUUCAGAGAAGAUGAUAUACGUUAAGCACAAAUUAAAUCAAUUGAUUGCUGCUUUAAAGUCCUCACAAUCAUCUUUGCUUAACACUGACAAGGGCACAGCUACAUCUUCCGAUGUCAAUUACUUCAAGAGAAGAAAAAACCAACUCAUUAGAGCUUCCUCUGAUGGCAAUAUUCAGCAAUUGGCUGUGGUAAAUAAAGAUAAUCCCAUGUCAGUUUCUCAAAGGGCUUUUCAUGCUUCCUCUGGCAGAAGUUUUACCAAAAGACUAUCAAAUAAAGUUAAAUCUACGAAAUUUUCGCUUGUUUGGAAGUUGGGUGAGUCCAAGUCCUGUGGUAAAGGUGUUGAUUCAAUGAGAUCAAGGAGACUGCUGUCCCACUUGUUACCUUGGAAAAGAGCUACUUAUUGGAGUCGAAAACUGCUUUCUUCCAAAAAGAGGGGUGCUGUGUAUGUAAGGUCGAGUCGUGGUUUUUCUUUAAGAAGAUCAAAGGUCAUAAGUCUUCCUGGAACUAGUUUAAAAUGGUCGAAGUCCAUGGAAAAGCGUUCAAAGAAGGUUGGAGAGGAAGCUGCUAAGGCAGUUGCUGCAAUGAAUUCUGUACAAAAAUCUGGAUCCUUACAAACUAAUUCUAAAGCAGGAGAACGAAUAUUUCGUAUUGGCGUUUUUCGAUACCGUAUGGAUCCUUCAAGGAGGACACUUCAAAGGAUUUCAGAUGAGGAAGCAUCAGACUUUACUGCUUCAAAGACAGAUAAGGAUGUCAGAAAAACUUAUGUGCCAAAGAGGCUAAUAAUUGGAAGUGAUGAGUAUGUUCGGAUUGGCAAUGGCAACCAACUUGUUAGAGACCCAAAGAGGCGCACUCGCAUUUUGGCUAGUGAAAAAGUUCGAUGGAGUUUGCACACUGCUAGGAUGCGAUUAGCCAAAAAACGUAAAUUCUGCCAGUUUUUCACUAGAUUUGGUAAAUGCAACAAGGGUGAAGGAAAAUGUUCAUUUAUACAUGAUCCAUCCAAAAUUGCUGUCUGCACCAAAUUUUUGAAGGGUUUAUGUGCCGAUCUGGAUUGCAAAUUGACUCAUAAGGUCUAUCAUGCUAUGCCCUCUGUCUGGAUGAUUGUCUUUGGACCAUUGUUGCUUAAUUCUAUAUCUGUGAUGCAGGUUAUUCCGGAAAGAAUGCCCGAUUGUUCAUUUUUCCUGCAAGGCUUAUGCUCUAAUGAGAAGUGUCCUUAUCGUCAUGUCAAUGUGAAUCCAAAAGCCUCUAUAUGUGAGAGCUUCCUCAGGGGCUAUUGUGCUGAAGGGAAUGAGUGCCGGAAGAAGCACAGUUACAUCUGCCCCGAAUUUGAAGCCUCCGGUAGCUGCCCCCAAGGAUCAAAAUGCAAACUUUACCAUCCAAAGAAAGGAAAGACUAAGAAACGGAAAGGCCAGAGAGAUCAGAAGAAUGCUAAGGGACGUUAUUUUGGUUCUGGUCUCUCAGUGGUUGUAGAUCCUGAGACAAAACCCAUUAUGCUUAAGAAUCAUGCUGAACCCAACAAAGUCAGUAGUGCUCUCUUUCAAGGAGACUUGGGUGAUUUUGUCAGCCUUGAUGUUAGUGAUGAUGAAGCACAAGAGGAUGGACCGACGAGUGAUCACACCUUAUCUGAGGACGGCCCUCAGAAUUCUCAGUUGGAUGAUUUUGACGAACUGAUAAAGCCUCUUCGCUUACUGGGUAGGCUUUAGGUAAAUCUUAGGUUUUAUUAGUCCUUAAACACGCCACUAACUGCAGUCAUUGAAAGGACAAGGAAUGUCAUGGAGAUGCAGUCAUUUGUAAAUGCCUUGUUUAUAUGCAUUUCCUCUUCUUUUCCUUUUUUCUUGGGGUGCUCAUUGGGAGUGAAGGGAUUGUGUAGUAUACUUUUUUUUUAAUUAUUAUUUCUUUUUUAUUUAAUAUACCGCCUUGUAAAGUUGUAGAGAUUAUACUAUAACAUUUGUACUUUAUGUAAUGAUCAAUGAAUUAGUGAGAUUUACAGAAGGGAAAAUUUUUCCAAUCAUUUGAGAACUUCCUCUUGAGCUUGUUUUGAAUUUGUGUUGCUACAAGGUUGGAGGAUCAUUAAACACAUCAAGGCAAUUUCUUCCACAUCAUACAGCUCUUGAUGCUCUUUAUGUCAAGUAACAAAAAAAAAAAAAAAAAAAAAAAAAAAAA